Molecule: messenger RNA, 702 nt
Organism: Clarias gariepinus (North African catfish)
Lineage: Eukaryota; Metazoa; Chordata; Actinopteri; Siluriformes; Clariidae
Product: histone H1-like
Exons: 3
Coding region: 1-702 (233 amino acids)
Biological process (GO): nucleosome assembly
Cellular component (GO): nucleosome
Molecular function (GO): structural constituent of chromatin; DNA binding
Source: RefSeq, a predicted model, not a curated record
AUGGCUGAAAUGAACAGAAGGUUUGGCAAAGUUGAAUUUAUUGAGAAACUUGCUGAUGCUACUUGCUUGAACCCAAGGUUCAAAAAGCAAGCCUUUGUCAACCAACAGGCUGCAGAUGAGACAGGAAAGAGGAUCACUACAGCUGCAGCACAUGUUAACCCAACUCAGGGUGAAGAGGAGACUGCUCCAGAUUAUGCUGCGAUUGUCACUGCAACAGCCAUGUUUUGGGAGGACUUUGAUGAAAGGCGCAGCGUUGGCAAGCUGAUCAUCAAAGUGGUUUCCACGUCCAAGGAGAGGAGCGGCGUGUCUUUACCCGCCCUGAAGAAAGCUCUGGCUGCCGGUGGAUACGAUGUGGAGAAGAACAAUUCCCGUGUCAAGCUCGCCGUCAACAAUCUGGUGAAAAAAGCGGUCUUGGUUCAGACCAAAGCGGCGAAGAAGCCCGCAGCGGCGAAGAACCCUAAGAAGGUAGCAAAAACCGCCGCCGCCGAGAAGUCUCCUAAGAAGGCAAAGAAACCUGCCGUUGCCGCCAAGAAAGUCACCAAGAGCCCCAAGAAGGCGAAAAAGCCCGUGACCCCCAAAAAGGCAGCGAAGAGCCCCAAGAAGGCGAAGACGGUUAAGCCCAAGACUGCCAAGCCCAAAGCAUCCAUGGCUGCCAAGCCUAAAGCGCCCAAGGCAAAAAAGGCAGCUUCUAAAAAGAAGUAA